Molecule: messenger RNA, 2547 nt
Organism: Manacus vitellinus (golden-collared manakin)
Lineage: Eukaryota; Metazoa; Chordata; Aves; Passeriformes; Pipridae
Gene: NR2C1
Product: nuclear receptor subfamily 2 group C member 1
Exons: 15
Coding region: 244-2166 (640 amino acids)
Biological process (GO): anatomical structure development; cell differentiation; negative regulation of transcription by RNA polymerase II
Molecular function (GO): RNA polymerase II cis-regulatory region sequence-specific DNA binding; zinc ion binding; nuclear receptor activity
Source: RefSeq, a predicted model, not a curated record
CUUUUUUUUCCAUUCUCUGUUUCUUGUUUCUUCACCAGGUUUUCUGUAAGAUCUAAAAAUAAGUGUGUCUAAGCUCCAGGGCUCAUCUCACAACAAAUUACAGAGCUGUGGGAAAGCACGGGAGGCUUCAGAUGGCUUAAGAUGAUGUAAAUUGCAGCUGCUGUGGAAAGGUGUGACCUACAGUUCCCCUCCACCACUGGUACAGCAGUAGCAUUUGCAGGGAAAUUCUGGUGAUUAAAGAUCAUGGCAACCAUAGAGGAACUGGCCCAUCAAAUUUUUGAACAGCAAAUGGGAGAGGUUACACAUUCACAGGAAGCUGCUACACAAACACUAAUGGAUGGGACACCACAACGAAUCCAGAUUGUCCCUACGGAUUCAGGCCUCUCUUUAUCACAACGUAUACAGAUUGUCACAGAUCAGCAGACGGGCCAGAAGAUUCAGAUUGUUACAGCACUUGAUCAGAGCUCAGCAGGCAAGCAGUUCAUCUUAACAAAUCAUGAUGGCUCUACCCCAAGCAAGGUGAUCCUUGCCAGACAAGAUUCCACUCCAGGAAAAGUUAUCCUAGCAACUCCAGAUGCUGCAGGUGUCAACCAACUGUUUUUUGCAUCCCCUGAUAUUUCUGCACAACACAUCCAGAUUUUAACAGACAACUCCACCAGUGAACAGGGCCUAAAUAAAGUGUUUGAUCUGUGUGUUGUAUGUGGAGACAAGGCAUCAGGGCGUCAUUAUGGAGCAGUAACUUGUGAGGGAUGCAAAGGAUUCUUUAAAAGGAGUAUACGGAAGAAUUUAGUUUAUUCCUGCCGAGGAACAAAGGACUGUGUCAUUAACAAACACCACCGGAACCGAUGUCAGUAUUGUCGGCUGCAGAGAUGCAUCGCGUUUGGGAUGAAACAAGAUUCUGUGCAGUGUGAGAGGAAACCUAUUGAAGUGUCAAGAGAAAAAUCUUCUAACUGUGCAGCUUCUACAGAAAAGAUCUACAUUCGGAAAGAUCUUCGUAGUCCGUUAGCUGCAACUCCAACUUUUGUAACAGACAAUGAAACAGCAAGAUCAACAGGUCUGCUGGAAUCAGGGAUGUUUGUUAACAUUCAUCCAUCUGCAAUAAAAAGUGAACCUACUGUGCUGAUGACUCCAGAUAAGGUUGAAGCAUGUCAAGGAGAUUUAAGUACACUGGCAAAUGUGGUGACUUCAUUAGCAAAUCUCAGUAAAUGCAAAGACAUAUCACAAAGUAGUACAGAGCUAUCUAUGAUUGAGAGUUUAAGUAAUGGAGAUGCAUCAUUAUCUGAACUCAAGCAAGAAGAACAAGCUAGUAGUGAUGUUACAAGGGCAUUUGAUACUCUUGCAAAAGCAUUAAAUCCAGCAGAGAGCGCAGCAUGUCAGAACUCUGAAAGUAUUGAUGCCAAUGCACAGCUGCUUGGUGGAGAAACAAGCACGAGUGUCGUUGAAAUAGAGGGGCCACUACUCAGUGAUGCUCACGUAGCAUUCAGGCUCACCAUGCCUUCUCCUAUGCCUGAUUAUCUUAACGUUCACUAUAUCUGCGAGUCUGCCUCCAGGUUGCUUUUUUUGUCCAUGCACUGGGCACGUUCCAUUCCAUCUUUCCAAGCUUUAGGACAGGAUAACAGCAUAUCAUUAGUAAAAGCCUGCUGGAAUGAACUUUUUACGCUUGGUCUAGCACAAUGUUCACAAGUUAUGAAUGUGGCAACUAUAUUAUCUGCAUUUGUUAAUCACCUUCAAGGCAGUUUACAGCAAGAUAAGCUGCCAACAGACAGAGGAAGACUAGUAAUGGAGCAUGUCUUCAAAUUGCAAGAGUUCUGUAACAGCAUGGUUAAGCUUUGUCUAGAUGGAUAUGAAUAUGCAUAUUUGAAAGCUAUCGUCCUCUUCAGUCCUGAUCACCCAGGUCUAGAAAAUGUGGUACAGAUUGAGAAAUUUCAAGAAAAGGCUUAUAUGGAGUUCCAGGACUAUGUAACAAAGGCAUAUCCAGAUGAUACUUACAGACUGUCUAGACUUCUCCUCCGAUUGCCUGCUCUUAGGCUGAUGAGCGCUGCCAUCACUGAAGAGCUGUUCUUCGCAGGACUAAUUGGAAAUGUCCAGAUUGAUAGCAUCAUCCCAUAUAUUCUGCGAAUGGAGACAGCAGAGUACAACUCCCAGAUCAUAGGUCAUGCCGUAUAAAAGUAGCAGUCCAGGAUUCUGUACCAUGGCAGUCAUGGUGAUGUAAAUGCAUACCCUGUCUCCAAGAGAUGGUAGUAAGCCUUCCAAUGCACCUUUCCAAAGAAGGCUCAUAUUCCUCCUUUCCAGUACACUUGGGAAACAUGGUGGAGUGUAUUAUGAUAUAGGAUCACUUCCUAUUUUUCAUCUAUCCUCAAGGACUUGUAAAUUAACUUGAUAUCUGAAGAAAGUAAGAAUUGUCUAUCCUAUUUUUGUAGAUAGACGGACUUGGAAUAUUUGUUUAUGAAGUCCAGGCUUAUGAGGAAACUGAAGAAGCUUUGACUGAACUAAGGUAUCUUGAGUUAGUGUGAUGUUUUAGAGAAAUAAAUUAACUUUCCUCUCCAA